Colletotrichum destructivum is the source of this 274-nucleotide messenger RNA. RefSeq lists its product as uncharacterized. The record is from RefSeq and is a predicted model, not a curated record. The transcript is spliced from 2 exons. Bases 58 to 198 code for a protein of 46 amino acids. NCBI's taxonomy places the organism in Eukaryota, Fungi, Ascomycota, Sordariomycetes, Glomerellales, Glomerellaceae.
UUUCGCAUGCAAACCUCAAGAGGUAUUUGGGCUGCGAGUGUCAGACCGGGAUAACCAAUGACUCAAUCUGAAAUGGAAGGGGGCGACCAGUAUUUACAAUCAAGGUUUAGAGGUGCUGGACUAUUGGUUUUUGGGCAGGCUACAAAAAUUACUGCUCAACGCUCAUCAGCCAAUACCGACGUGACUGGCUUUGUUUGAACUUUGGCUUCGAGCCGCCUCGUCAACGUAGAUAAGGUUGAUUGGAUAGACACAAACGACAUGAAGGCCUCCAGCA